Patiria miniata (bat star) is the source of this 2431-nucleotide messenger RNA. RefSeq names its product aprataxin and PNK-like factor (gene aplf). The coding region runs from base 327 to 2222 and encodes 631 amino acids. The record is from RefSeq and is a predicted model, not a curated record. The transcript is spliced from 12 exons. Gene Ontology annotation, molecular function: 3'-5' exonuclease activity; DNA binding; DNA-(apurinic or apyrimidinic site) endonuclease activity. Gene Ontology annotation, cellular component: nucleus; site of double-strand break. NCBI's taxonomy places the organism in Eukaryota, Metazoa, Echinodermata, Asteroidea, Valvatida, Asterinidae. Gene Ontology annotation, biological process: double-strand break repair.
CCGGCCGGGUACCAUCACGAGAGCGUACGUACAUACCCGGUCGUAUGAAAUUGUAAACACGACGGAAAACCUAUAUUUGCAACGAGAAUGCUACCUGGAAAUGGAUUUUAGUUCGCACGUGUCUAUGAAAAAUAAAUAUAGCAAACACUGUGCUGUGGAAGUUUUGGAGGCAUUGCACUUUUCUACGUAGCUUUUGAGUUGUAAAUGCCGAGUGUUACCAACACGCAACAAGAGGCCAUUGUUUAGAAAGCAUUGCCAUUGGACUCCAUCAGUCCAUGUGUUAACUGUAGCGUAGGCUGCGGAGCGCUUCUGAUCCAUAGUGCACGAUGUCGGGAAUUGAACUAAAACCGAUCUCGGAGUCAGCAGUUGGACGCCCAAACUUUCUGUUGCCGCUUGGCAAAACGGUUCUCGGAAGGGGUCCUGUUUUAGGGGUUUCUGACAAGAGGGUUUCAAGAAAUCAUGGCUUGGUCGAGGUUGAAGAUGGAAAACUCAAGAUUAUGUCUACACACACCAACCCCACCUUUUACCAGGCCAAGGGGACCUCCAAGCUCCUCCCCCUCUCCAAGGAUGUCUGGCAGUUUCUGGAGCACGGUGACAGGAUAGCACUCACCCCUGAUCAGCAUGUCUAUGAGGUGGUGAUAGACGAGAGACCUUAUAUCAAGAGCUCACAAAGCCUUGGUUCUUUGACUGACUCUCCGGUCAAGGAGUCUCCAAAGAAACCACAAAAACAGACUGAGGACGUAGAAGAGAACAGAGGACUGCAGGAAAAUAAUAGAAAGGAGAACUCAACAGGUGCUGAUGAAAAGAAUUGGUUGAACAAUUCCAACGGGGGGUCGAAGCAGACUGCAAAAGAUGAAGAAAAUGAGAACGAAAGAGACAGAACUAAAGACGACGAAAGCGAUGAUGCAGCGGAGAAACAGGAUGACGAGCUUCCAGUCACACAAAUACAGAACAAACGUGGUACAGUGACACUACCGGGCCAAAAGGAGAUGGCUCUUCCUUUGGAGAAAGAGCGGAAGCUACCGGAUUGGAUGACCCAACUUGGAGGAAGUUCAAGCACUGCAAAAGACAAACCUGCACAGAAAGAAGCCGGCAGGGGCAGGGGUAGGGGGAGGGGAAGACCAAAGGCUUCAAGCGCCACCGCUGCAGCAACACCUAAAGCCACCCCGAAAAGAAGCAAGAAGCUACCUUCAAUCAGCGACGAGGCCAGCGAGGAAGAAUACGCACCAGCCGUUGUCAAGAGAACACCCAGCAGGGGGAGAGGACGUCCCCGGGGAAGGGGAAAGGGGCGGGGGAGGCCCCAACAACGCCCGAGUGAUGACGAAGAAGAAGAACAGGUCAUCAGUGUGCCGGUCGAGGAGGAGAUUGCAGAGGAAGAAGGGCCCAAGAGAUGGGGUCACGGCAAGACCAGAGACCAGGCCGCAGUCAAGAGGAGAGCCAAGCUGGCCAUGGACUACUCAGAAGAUUUCAUGCCUAGUGAGGAAGAUGAAGAAGAUGAGGAGGAGCUACCUGUGCCGGAAGGAGACGAUGGGAGCGACUGGGAACCUGAGUCUCACAGUCCAAGAUUGACGAGAACGCCCUCAAAGGGGAAGAGAACUCCAGGACGAACUCCCGGAAGGACACCAGGAAGGAGAGCAGGGGGACGGAGGUACAGCAGACAGAGCUCAGACGAGGAAAGCGACUUAAGUGAAGAGGAAGUCUACAUCCCAAGACCAACCAAACGAUCUGGACGAGCCACCUCAAGCAGUCUAGAGAUCGAUUCACAAGACAUGCCGGUAAAGAGAUCUAAGAAGACAGACAACGGGAAGAAGAAACGAGAGCUCUGUCAGUUUGGCAAGAAAUGCUAUCGGAAAAAUCCCCAGCACAAAGAGGAAUUUGCUCAUCCGGGAGAUUCUGACUAUGAGUCGGAAAGAUCUGACGAUGGUGCUGAUGAUGAUGAUGAUGAUGAUGAAAAAGAGGAAUGCCCAUUUGGAACAAACUGCUAUAGGAAAAACAGGAGGCAUUUAGAACAAUACAAGCACACCAAGGCGCCUGGCCGGCCAAAGAGACAAGCUGCAAGGAAGAUAGCAACGCUUGCGGAUGGUGACAGUGAUGAUGACGGUGAGGCCAACACCUACGACUAUGGUGACAGCUUCAUUGACGACGGGACCCAAGAAGCGGGCAAAGCGUCUGAUCCCGAGUCCGACGAUUGGACACCAGGAGCUAAGGAUGAUGACGACUGAAAUCUGGAAACUCUUUUUCGUCCAAGAUUAGAAGAUGCAGACUGAAUCCAAAGUUGAGUUACGUCACAGAGCUGUAGUUCAGUCCCCAGAAGUAGAGUUGAAAUUGAAUCAGCACAAGUCACUUAUCACAAGUCAGGUCGGGGAAUAAACAAAGACAAAUGAUUGAAUCAAAUUUGGUUUUGCCUUUCUCCGACGUUUAAACACUGUAU